AUGCUGUCCCGUAUGGUGAUAUCGUCGGCUCGAGCUGGUAAUCAACUGCUCACAGCUCAACGUUUUGCUGUCACUGCGGCGGUACCCACACCAGCGGUUGCCCAUAAAUUGAAGGUAACGAUCAUUCCUGGUGAUGGUGUUGGACCGGAACUUAUUUACACCGUGCAAGAUAUCGUGAAAAAUACGGGAAUCCCCUUGGAUUUCGAAGAAGUAUUUCUAUCUGAAGUGCACUAUACUAGAUCAUCAUCAAUAGAGAAUGCAGUCAUGUCCAUUGCUCGGAAUAACAAUGUUGCUCUCAAAGGAGCAAUCCAAGAAUCUGCUGUUCUUCAUACAGAAGGGGAGCUCAGUGGACUCAAUAUGCGACUUCGUAGGGCUCUUGAUCUGUUCGCUAAUGUGGUUCAUAUCAAGUCUCUGGAGGGUAUUAAAACUCGUCAUGGAAAGAAUCUUGACUUCGUCAUUGUUCGAGAGCAAACAGAAGGAGAGUACUCCAGUUUGGAGCAUGAGCUAGUUCCAGGUGUGAUAGAAUGUCUCAAGAUUUCUACGAGAGUAAAAUGUGAACGCAUAGCCAAAUUCGCCUUCGACUAUGCAACUAAGCACGGCAGAAAAAAGGUCACGGCUGUUCACAAGGCAAAUAUUAUGAAACUAGGUGACGGGCUAUUCCUGAAAAUAUGUGGCGAGAUUGCUACACAAUACCCCAAGAUUGAGUUCGACCAGAUGAUCAUUGACAACACUUGCAUGCAGCUCGUGGCAAAACCAGAACAAUUCGAUGUGAUGGUCAUGCCAAAUCUUUAUGGAAAUAUCAUAGAUAACCUCGCCGCAGGCCUUGUUGGUGGUGCUGGUGUGGUUACCGGUCAAUCCGUCGGAAGCGACUACGUCAUUUUUGAGCCAGGAAGUCGGCACUCUUUUCAAGAAGCUCUCGGGAGGUCAAUUGCCAAUCCGACGGCAAUGAUCUUGUGUGCGGCGAAUAUGUUAAAUCAUCUUCAUCUCACCGAUUACGCCAAAGCUUUACGGACGUCAGUGGAGAAGGUCAUCCGCGAUGGGAAAGUCCGCACGAGGGAUAUGGGAGGCUAUGCCUCCACUACCGACUUCGCUGAUGCUGUCAUUUCGAAUUUUGAAAUGUAA
Ostertagia ostertagi is the source of this 1122-nucleotide messenger RNA. NCBI's taxonomy places the organism in Eukaryota, Metazoa, Nematoda, Chromadorea, Rhabditida, Trichostrongylidae. The record is from the annotation of a GenBank genome assembly.